UUAUGUAUUUCCAACAAAAAGGGAGGUUGCUACUCACAAAUUACAAAUGCUCUUUGUCACUUCUCAACCAAAUACAUAGCUAUUUGUUUCCUAUAUAUGAGAAAGAAGAAAAGCAUUGUAUUCCAAAAUCCCAAAAAUUCUCAUCUUUUUCUGAAAUUAACGAAAACAACAGUUUUUUCUGUGGGAAAAUGAGUGAUCUGAAGUCGAAGUUUUUGGGUGUUUACAAAGUACUGAAAUCUGAGCUUCUUAAUGAUCCAGAUUUCGAGUUUACUGAUGAUGAUCGUCAAUGGGUCGAACGGAUGUUGGACUACAAUGUACCUGGAGGAAAGCUGAACCGUGGGCUCUCUGUUAUUGAUAGCUACAGUUUGUUGAAAGAAGGGAAAGAACUAACCAGUGAGGAUAUCUUUCAAACAUCUUCCCUUGGCUGGUGCAUUGAAUGGCUUCAAGCAUAUUUCCUUGUUCUUGAUGAUAUAAUGGAUGGCUCUCAUACACGCCGAGGUCAAAAAUGCUGGUUCAGACUACCCAAGGUUGGCAUGAUUGCUGCUAAUGAUGGCAUACUUCUUCGCAACCACAUACCAAGAAUUCUUAAGAAGCACUUUAGAGGAAAGCCUUAUUAUGUUGAUCUUCUUGAAUUGUUUAAUGAGGUGGAAUUCCAGACUGCCUCUGGACAAAUGAUAGAUUUGAUUACCACACAUUUUGGAGAGAAAGAUUUAUCAAAAUACUCAUUGCCUAUUCAUAGGCGGAUUGUCCAGUAUAAAACUGCUUAUUAUUCAUUUUAUCUCCCAGUGGCAUGUGCACUUCUUAUGGCAGGAGAGAAUCUUGACAAUCAUGUUAAUGUCAAGAACAUACUCCUCGAAAUGGGAAUAUAUUUCCAAGUUCAGGAUGAUUACUUGGACUGCUUUGCUGAUCCAGAUGUAUUGGGUAAGAUUGGCACGGAUAUUCAAGAUUUCAAGUGCUCUUGGUUGGUAGUGAAAGCCCUAGAACACUGCAAUGAUGAGCAAAAAAAGUUAUUACAUGAGAACUAUGGAAAAGAUGACCCUGCUUGUGUUGCUAAAGUAAAGGCGCUCUACAAUGAUCUCAAACUUGAGGAUGUGUACCUGGAAUAUGAGAAGAGUACAUAUGAAAAGCUGAUCAACUCUAUUGAAGCUCAACCAAGCAAAGCAGUGCAAGCAGUUCUGAAGUCAUUCUUGGCAAAGAUAUACAAGAGGCAGAAGUAGGAGAUAGAAUUAUUUAACUUCAAUAUUUAAUGUUUAGAACUAUCUGUGCUUUUUUUCCCUACCGUAUGUUCGGUACCUGCUUGGAGCCCGACUAAUCCAAAUUUGUUCUAAGAGGCGGACUCAUGAU
Messenger RNA from Solanum verrucosum, 1344 nucleotides. Its product is annotated as farnesyl pyrophosphate synthase-like. The coding region runs from base 3 to 1217 and encodes 404 amino acids. Gene Ontology annotation, molecular function: dimethylallyltranstransferase activity; (2E,6E)-farnesyl diphosphate synthase activity. Gene Ontology annotation, cellular component: cytoplasm. The transcript is spliced from 12 exons. Lineage: Eukaryota; Viridiplantae; Streptophyta; Magnoliopsida; Solanales; Solanaceae. Gene Ontology annotation, biological process: trans, trans-farnesyl diphosphate biosynthetic process. The record is from RefSeq and is a predicted model, not a curated record.